Suillus subalutaceus is the source of this 1266-nucleotide messenger RNA. RefSeq lists its product as uncharacterized. The coding region runs from base 1 to 1266 and encodes 421 amino acids. NCBI's taxonomy places the organism in Eukaryota, Fungi, Basidiomycota, Agaricomycetes, Boletales, Suillaceae. The record is from RefSeq and is a predicted model, not a curated record. The transcript has 5 exons.
AUGUCCGCUCUAUCUAGCGCUUAUCCAGCGCGCUGUUCUCACGCUCUAGGAUCCACCCGAAACAUUGGAAUCCAUCCAUUGUCCAUCCUACCUCAUUGCGACAUUUCACAAGAAGAUUUUUUCUACUCAGUAAUAGAAACCACCAACAAAGAAGUCGACCGCGCUGCAUUUGACUCACGAUCUCGCUCAUCUUCAGAAGCUACUGUUAUCCACCAUCUUACUCCCAACUCACCAGAUCCCGAAGAAGAGGAAGAACCCCUUGGACAAUUAACAUCACAUUACCUUCCGCUCCCUCAAGUUCCGUUCGUUACUGUAGACACUCCCUCCACUGCAUCAUCACUUACCCCUUCUACUCUGUCUUGUGACGAGUCACCUGAAAGGCAGAACCUUUUCGUACCCGCCUCUUUCAUACCUAGUUCUAUCCUGUCUCCGCAAAAGCGACUAAGCACUCUCCCUCCAUCCGUACCUGACCCCGCAAUCCAUACCACAUCUUCCUCGACAGCAUCAUUUACUACCGCCCUUCCUCCAGUCGUACAACCUGCUCAACCCACUCAACCUGUCCAACCCACCAUCAUGUCUUCCGCACCAUUCAAAAUGCCUCUUAGAGGAACCAAUGCUGCGCCAAAGUUCAAUGGCACACCAACGCGCCUCAUACCAUUCUUUGAGGAUGUGGAACUACUUGCUGACUAUGCAGGACUUACCGCUGAGCAGCACAUCAAGGCUGCGAUCCGAUACACGCCCAUAGACGAAUCGGAAAUGUCCUCAGUCAAAGGCCCCACUCGCCUCUACAUCCAAACUGCAGCCCAGGGCGACAAGGAAUCUGAGGACACCAUGGAUGAUAAGGAUGUCGCUGUUGAGGCUGAUGAAGACAUUGCCAUGUCUCAUGUGGCUAAUACUGAGCAGCAGACUGAUGUCACUGCGGUGAUGCCAAGUGAGACCAUUGAUUGGCCGGCAGCCAUGGCAUCGGUGAAAGACUUUCCUGCUGAGCAUUGGCAGGAGGUCACCAAUGAAACCCCCAUCCUACCACCACCACCACCACCACCACCUGCUCCUGCGGCCACACCCACCACCUCAUUGGCCAAACCAACUAUCCAUGAUUGUGUGGUCUCUCUGGCAGCUAGAGUCGCUGCCAUGGAAAUGGCCGACCACAACACCCUUGCUAGGGUGGAUGCGAUGGAGCACGACUUUGACUCCUACAUCUCCUCUAUGCGGCGCAAGUGUAGUAUUCGACCCAAGAGGACUGCUAUUGAAGCAACUCCCUACUAA